This is a messenger RNA of Lolium rigidum, 727 nucleotides long. RefSeq lists its product as uncharacterized. The transcript has 3 exons. The record is from RefSeq and is a predicted model, not a curated record. Bases 8 to 718 code for a protein of 236 amino acids. Lineage: Eukaryota; Viridiplantae; Streptophyta; Magnoliopsida; Poales; Poaceae.
CAGCUUCAUGUUCUAUGGCAGCCCAGUACAGCUGUCACUCGGACAAUCCUUGCAAGUGAAGAAGUUAAAUAUGGAAUGUGUAGAUGGCUCUGACUUUCUCCACUACGCUAUUACCAAGCUUCCAUAUGUUGUGCCAAAUGUUGAAGAUCUUGUAUUAUCUUCGUAUGGCGAGAGGUUGAAUACACCAAUGACAGCUGCCAAAUUCCUCCACCUCAAGCACUUGGUAAUUUAUUUUGACGGAGAUUCUUCCCCAGGAUAUGAUUAUUUCUCUUUGGUUUCUUUUCUUGAUGCUUCUCCUGCUUUGAAGACCUUCAUCUUGGGUGUACAGCAGGAUGAUAUGAAUUUUGACUCGAUCUCAGUGGAUGCCUUACAUAUGAGGCAAAGGCCUGACCACAAGCACAAGAGCCUAAAGAACGUGACUAUCCUUGGCUUCUGCUCUGCAAAGAGCAUGGUUGAGCUAGUAUGUCAUAUUCUAGAGAAUGCAACAUCACUGGAGUGUAUCAUCUUGGACACCAUAUUUGAUGCGGAAGACAACUACAUGCUCGGUAGAUGUUCUGUAACUUCUGACCGCAACCCGGGUGACUGCUUCCCAACGACAAGUCAGGUGAUGUUCGAAGCUGAUAGAGGUCUCAUGGCCAUUGAAAGAUACAUCGUGGGGAAAGUUCCAUCUACUGUCAAGUUAGAUGUACGGGGACCCUGUAGCCGGUGCCAUAUUUGAGAGCUGAUG